Prunus armeniaca (apricot) is the source of this 384-nucleotide messenger RNA. The record is from the annotation of a GenBank genome assembly. Lineage: Eukaryota; Viridiplantae; Streptophyta; Magnoliopsida; Rosales; Rosaceae.
AUGGCUGCAACCUUAGGAACUACCAUGGCUAUGCUUCAUCAUAGGUGCUUCGCCAUCAAGUCCUCCAAAAAUAUGAGCACUUAUAAACCAACCACGAAACCUAUUUCCCUUCUGACCCUCAAAGACAUACCUAAAAGCUUCACCCCCUUCAAAUCUCCUAUUAACUCCAAGUGUUCCACUUUGAUCACCAGCACCAUCGUUUCCACCUUGAUUUCUUGCGGUCCUGCUUUCAGUGCGCAACAAAUAGCGGAGAUUGCAGAAGGCGAUAACCGUGCCCUGGCACUCCUACUCCCCAUCAUUCCAGCUAUACUGUGGGUGCUGUACAACAUCCUUGGGCCAGCUUUAAACCAAAUUAACAGAAUGAGAAGUGAGAAGAGCAAGUGA